Messenger RNA from Drosophila innubila, 1078 nucleotides. RefSeq names its product proteasome subunit alpha type-2-like. The record is from RefSeq and is a predicted model, not a curated record. The coding region runs from base 125 to 991 and encodes 288 amino acids. The transcript has a single exon. Gene Ontology annotation, cellular component: proteasome core complex, alpha-subunit complex; proteasome core complex. NCBI's taxonomy places the organism in Eukaryota, Metazoa, Arthropoda, Insecta, Diptera, Drosophilidae.
GAUUUUUGUAGUAGGCCUAAUAAUUAGAACUCAAAAAGUACAACACAGAAUCGAUCAGAAUUAAGACGAAAACUACAUAUCGACAACACAAUUCACAUUCAACAAAUUCUAAAUAAUUUUUACAAUGAGCAGUGGUUCAGGUAAAGAAGAAGACGAAGAAUGUGAAGAGAGUUCUGAAGAAGGAGACAGUAGUGACGAAGAAGAAAAUGGCCCAGAAUCAGAGAGUAGUGACACUGAUGAGAAAAUGGAUUUUCAAGAACCUGAUGAGAUGCAACAUGAAGAACGUCGUAAUCAAAGUCCCGCCGCAGUCCGUAAAUCACUUAGUAGAGCAGGAAGAAUCCUGCAAGUGGAUUAUGCCAAUAUUUGUGCAUCCAAUGGUGAACCAACUGUGGGAAUUAUAGCCGAAAAUGGCGUCGUCAUUGUAAGCGAGAAGAAACUAAGCAAUAGCCUGAUUGAAAGUGAUUCCGUAUUUAAAAUGGCAAAACUAAACGAAUGUCUUGGAAUGGUCUAUUCCGGUAUUGAAGCUGACUUUCGACAGUUGUCUAGGCUGGCUACGAAGAUAGCAACAGGAUAUAUGGUGGCUCAUGAUGACACAAUACCGCUAAAAGUAUUACUGCAAGAGCUAGGUGCCAAUAUACAGCAAUAUACACAGUCUAGUGCUGUGCGACCUUUUGGUAUUGCACUUCUAAUUGCCGGCUGGCAAAGAAAUCGUGCCCAUCUCUAUAAGAUGACUUGUACCGGUAGCUUUGAGGCCCUUAAGGCCGUUGCUAUUGGUCGCAAUGCCGAGGCAUCUAAUGCUUAUCUGAAAGAACAUCAUUCUGAAGCGAUUGUCUUGGAAUCUGCCAUUUCUCUGGCCCUCCAGACCAUCAAGUUGUCCUGUGCUAAUAAUUCAAUCGCUGCUCAUCAAAUGGCCGUUGGCAUUUCCGAUUCUAACGGCUUUAAGAUUCUGACAGACUUCGAAGUCGGCCUCUUAUUGGCGCAGUUGAGAUAGAUUCUUUGAUAGCACCCAAAUCAUGAAAUCGUAAAUUUAUCUUCUAGUUUUUGUAAAUCAAUAAAGUAUCAGUGUUCGUAAACUAGA